AUGAAGUCGUCAACAUCCCGUAAGGCUAAAGUUGUUGUACCACCUUGUUUAUGUACACAUUUACCUCAGUUGGUGAGUAUCAACAAAUCACUUCUGGUUGUAUUGUAUCUCAUGGAAACCGCAUCAUGCCAAUUUAUCAGUUGGAUAAAACAAUUGCAUUGUGGCUGGGAUAUUCCGGUUGAAUGCUUGCAACUGUUUGUUUCCGGUAAUGACAAUAAGUUUGCAAUUCAACAUAAGCGCAGUACAGUUGAAAAUUAUCAACAUAUAGUUGGGAAAAAGAUCAUGGAAAUCGACCGACUCUGUGUGAAUAAAAGUCUAUUAGAUGAAUAUCGAUUAAACCAACACAAAUUGAGGUCUGAUAUGACAAGACCCGGAGUCAAGCAAUCUCCUUCAAAUAGAUCAUCAUCAUCAUAUUCUUUCGAUGACGGGUGCGAACUCGAAUCGGAAGUAAUCCAAAUCGAUAUGGAUUACUUAAGACUGGGACACUUGGGAAACAACACUAGUAAUAAAGAAAAUUCAGCUACUGCAAGAACAUCAAUGGAAUCAAACCGGUUAGAAGUAGUUUUUGAGCUGGAUGAAGAACCUUUAAAGGAGGAAAUGGAGAGUGAAAAUAGUGAACGACUUUCAAUUCCUAUAUCUCCAGUGUUUGCAUAUUGA
Lizanozyma spartinae is the source of this 657-nucleotide messenger RNA. RefSeq lists its product as uncharacterized. NCBI's taxonomy places the organism in Eukaryota, Fungi, Ascomycota, Pichiomycetes, Serinales, Debaryomycetaceae. The transcript is spliced from 2 exons. The record is from RefSeq and is a predicted model, not a curated record. The coding region runs from base 1 to 657 and encodes 218 amino acids.